CCCUUCAUUUACGUCCACCAAAGGAAACAAUUUGAAUUGCAGCAGCAACUUUCAUGAACUUUCGAACGUUAUCAAAUCUGCUUCCUUUCCUCCUUUCCUCAGUUCGUUGUAUUUGAAAUUUUCUCUGUUUCUCCACUCUGUUUGAUUUGAUCUGUCAAUCAGCUAAAUAAAAAUGGUGAAAUUGGCUGGCAAUUGUUCGGAUUCUUCUCCGGUGAAGAUCACCGUCACGUCCUCCGGCGGGUCCCGGAGCAUGGGAUUAACAAGUCCGAUGCCACGCCACUCAGUCUCAAAUAAUCCCAAUUCUCCCCUCAGCGCCGGCGAGAAUCGUAGGGCAUCCUCCGGCGGCGGCGCCGCCGGCAGCAGAUACCUUUCUCUCUCAAAGGACAGCACCGAUGAGUUUGUCGCAUACACAGUUCACAUUCCACAGACUCCAGACAACAGAAUCCUUUCCGAUUCAGUCACAAGCUCCCGUCUCAGUUCCGGCAAAAGCCGGAAAAUCAACGGCCACAAUCCCUCCGAGGUAUUCAUCAAGGACGCCAUCUUCACCGGCGGAUUCAAUUCAGCAACAAAAGCUCACGUCCGGAAAAGCUCCGAUUCCGGCGACCCUCCUCUCGCCGCCGCCGCCAAAUCGAAGCACAUAUGCGGGAUGGAAGGGUGCGACGAGAAAAUUACAGGGAAUUACAAGAACCGUUGCGAAUGUGGCCUCGUGAUUUGCUCAGAUUGUUACUUGGAUUGCGUCGGUAACUGCGACGGCCAUUGCCCCGGAUGUAAGGAGCCUUACAAGGAGUACAACCACGGCGAAACUGACGACGAAGCACCGCCAUCGGAGGAGAAAGAUCAGGCGAAUCCUCUGCCUUCUUGGAGCAGAGAAGCUAAGCUGGAGAAGAAUUUCUCACUGGUGCAAUCUUUCAAGAACACAAACCACGAUUUCGAUCACAAUCGUUGGCUGUUCGAGACGAAGGGGACUUACGGAUACGGAAAUGCUCUGUGGCCUAAAGAAGGCGGCGGCGCCGAGAGGUACGAGAACCCUCCCGAUUUCAGCGACAGAAGGAACCGUCCUCUCACUCGUAAAAUCGGGAUUUCAGCAGCAAUCAUCAGUCCUUACAGAUUGCUGAUGAUCAUUCGUCUUGGAGUUCUCGGGUGCUUCCUCGCGUGGAGGAUAAUGCAUCCGAACCGUGAAGCUGUGUGGCUAUGGAUGAUGUCGAUCGUCUGCGAAAUCUGGUUCGCAUUCUCCUGGAUUCUCGACCAACUUCCCAAGCUGUGUCCCGUUAAACGAGUCACCAAUCUUUCUGUCCUAAAAGAGAGAUUCGAAUCUUCCGAGCCUAAUCUUCGGAACCCCAAGAAGCUAUCAGAUCUUCCGGGAAUCGACGUAUUCGUUUCCACAGCUGAUGCAGAAAAGGAACCGCCGCUAGUCACGGCAAACACAAUCCUCUCGAUUCUUGCAGUCGAUUAUCCUGUCGAAAAAGUCGCGUGCUACUUGUCCGACGACGGGGGCUCGCUGGUGACAUUCGAAGCCUUGGCUGAGGCCGCCAGCUUCGCCCGAACUUGGGUACCUUUCUGUCGAAAACACAAUAUAGAGCCACGGAACCCCGAGGCAUACUUUGCGCAAAAGCGCGAUCCUCUCAAGAACAAGGUGAAGCUCGACUUCGUCAGAGACCGGCGCCGCGUCAAAAGAGAGUACGACGAAUUCAAAGUGAGGAUCAAUGCCUUGCCGGAGUCGAUAAGACGAAGAUCGGACGCUUACAAUGCUCAAACAGAGCUUCGGGCAAAGAAGAAGCAGUUAGAGUUAGGCGGCAAUCCUUCGGAACCGAUUAAGGUCCCGAAGGCGACGUGGAUGGCCGACGGCAGCCAUUGGCACGGUGCCUGGGCGUCGGCGGAAGACGGACAUUCUAGAAGCGACCAUGAAGGGAUCAUACAGAUAAUGCUGGUUCCUGCAACUCCGGAGCCACUCUUCGGCAAUGAAGCAGACAACGAAAACCUGAUCGAUACGACUGACGUCGACAUCAGGCUGCCGAUGCUUGUCUACCUCUCCCGCGAGAAGCGUCGCGCCUUCGAUCACAACAAAAAGGCCGGGGCGAUGAAUGCUUUGGUUCGCGCCAGCGCGAUCAUGUCGAACGGAGCUUUCAUUCUGAACCUCGACUGCGACCACUACAUCUACAACUCGCUCGCCCUCCGGGAAGGCAUGUGUUUCAUGCUCGAUAGGGGCGGCGACAAGAUCUGCUUCGUUCAGUUCCCGCAAAGAUUCGAGGGCAUCGAUACCAACGACCGUUACGCAAAUCACAACACCGUGUUCUUUGACGUCAGCAUGAGAGCCUUCGACGGUUUACAAGGUCCUAUGUACGUCGGGACCGGCUGCAUUUUCCGGAGAAUCGCGCUGUACGGAUUCAGUCCGCCUCGCGCCACCGAGCACCACGGCUGGUUCGGCCGGAACAAGAUCAGAAAGCUUCUGAGAAGAUCGAAAGAUCAGAAAACAGAGCAACAAGAUGACGAUGAACUGCUUGUGCCUAUCAAUGGCAACCAAUAUGAAGACGAUGAUCUCGCCAGAGCCUCACUUGCCAAGCAGUUUGGAAACUCAACUUCUCUUAUAGACUCCAUAGCCGUCGCCGAAUUCGGAGGUCGUCUUCUCCACGAGCUUCGGGGCAAAGGCUGCCUCGGCCGGCCCGCAGGGUCGCUGGCUGUUCAGCGCGAGCCGUUGGAUGCUGCAGCUCUAGCAGAGGCAGUGAGCGUCGUAACAUGCUUCUACGAGGAUAAAACCGAGUGGGGCAAGCGAGUCGGAUGGAUCUACGGCUCGGUGACGGAGGACGUCGUGACGGGCUACCGAAUGCACAACAGAGGAUGGAGAUCAGUCUAUUGUGUCACCAAACGGGAUGCCUUCCGAGGAACCGCGCCGAUAAAUCUUACCGACAGGCUCAACCAAGUCCUGCGCUGGGCGACGGGUUCAGUCGAGAUCUUCUUCUCCCGGAACAAUGCCUUGUUCGCCAGCCCGCGAAUGAAGUUCCUCCAACGAGUGGCGUAUUUCAACGUCGGGAUAUACCCGUUCACGUCGAUAUUCCUACUUGUCUACUGCGUCUUGCCGGCGCUGAGCCUCUUCUCCGGGAAGUUCAUUGUCCAGACGUUGGACGUUACCUUCCUCGUGUUCUUGCUAGCUAUUACAGUUACUCUCUGUUUGCUCGCUGUUUUGGAAAUCAAGUGGUCGGGGAUCACCCUCCACGACUGGUGGCGAAACGAGCAAUUCUGGCUGAUCGGGGGAACCAGCGCGCACCCGGCUGCUGUGAUCCAAGGGCUGUUGAAAGUCAUUGCCGGGAUUGACAUAUCAUUCACGCUGACGUCGAAAUCCUCAGCUCCCGACGAUGGAGAGGACGAGUUUGCGGAGCUGUAUGAGUUCAGGUGGACGACGCUCAUGGUCCCGCCGAUCACGAUCAUCAUGUUCAAUGUGAUCGCAAUAGGCGUGGCAGCGUCGAGGACGGUUUACAGUCCGUUCCCGCAGUGGAGCAAAUUGCUCGGGGGAGUAUUCUUCAGCUUCUGGGUACUGUCUCAUCUGUAUCCUUUCGCGAAGGGUUUGAUGGGGAGAAAGGGUAAGAUCCCGACCAUCGUGUACCUGUGGUCGGGACUCAUCUGCAUCGUGAUAUCGCUGCUUACCGUCUAUGUCUACCCGCCGUCGGGAAGCCAGGGAAGCAUCAGGUUUCUUCAGAUACCUUAAGUAUCGCCAUUGUUAUUGUUAGUGUAGUAGUAUUGUUAUUGCAUUUGUAAUAUUUUGUGCUUGUGUUUGAUUGGAAUUUGUUGGCUGAAUGUUACUCGACAUUCAAUUCAUAGAUAUGUAUGUUUGUGUUUGUUGUUAGUCGUCAAAUCAAGUCAAGUUUAGCAUAGAAAGUGUUUUCUUUCACUUACUAAAGACUAAGCUAAUAUAACUAAGCUAAGCUGGUCGUGUUCCAGCUGUAAAGUGAUUCGUGUUCUUUCUUUCUCAUUUUCUUCAGUGAU
Molecule: messenger RNA, 3978 nt
Organism: Andrographis paniculata
Lineage: Eukaryota; Viridiplantae; Streptophyta; Magnoliopsida; Lamiales; Acanthaceae
Product: cellulose synthase-like protein D5
Exons: 3
Coding region: 173-3700 (1175 amino acids)
Biological process (GO): plant-type primary cell wall biogenesis; cellulose biosynthetic process
Cellular component (GO): trans-Golgi network; plasma membrane
Molecular function (GO): cellulose synthase (UDP-forming) activity; mannan synthase activity
Source: RefSeq, a predicted model, not a curated record